This is a messenger RNA of Trametes versicolor FP-101664 SS1, 1487 nucleotides long. Its product is annotated as rhamnogalacturonase. The transcript is spliced from 12 exons. Gene Ontology annotation, biological process: carbohydrate metabolic process. Gene Ontology annotation, molecular function: polygalacturonase activity. The coding region runs from base 45 to 1370 and encodes 441 amino acids. The record is from RefSeq and is a predicted model, not a curated record. NCBI's taxonomy places the organism in Eukaryota, Fungi, Basidiomycota, Agaricomycetes, Polyporales, Polyporaceae.
UAGGUUCCCUCCACGAUCUGGUACCCCGAAGCCGCACGUCCACCAUGGGUUUUAAGUCUCUGCUCGCGUCGUUGCUGCUCGUCCCCGCUGCCACUGCGCAGUUGACCGGACACGUUGGGCCCACCACCGCGUUGUCGGCCAAGCAGGCCACCAUCUGUAGUGUCCUCGACUACGGAGGUGCCAUCGGUUCGGCCGACAUCGGCCCUGCCAUCAGCAGCGCGUUCACUAACUGUGUGCUCAAGCAUUCGGGGUCAACCCUCUAUGUGCCUGCCGGUAACUACCAGAUGCAGACCUGGGUUACCCUCAGUGGUGGUACCAAAUGGGCUUUCCGUUUGGAUGGGCUGAUCACCCGUGCUGCUACGACCGGUGGCAACAUGAUCGCCAUUCAGAACGCGAACGACUUCGAGUUCUACUCGGCCAACAGCGCCGGCGGCAUCCAAGGUCUUGGGUACCAGGCCCGCAACGCCGGACCGCGCCUCAUCCGCAUGGUCACGUCGACGAACUGGUCCGUUCAUGACCUCAUCCUUGUUGACUCGCCCGAGUUCCAUCUCGUAAUUCAGGCUGGCUCUAACGGAGAGGUGUACAACAUGGCUAUCCGCGGUGGUAACCUGGGUGGUUCCGAUGGCGUCGACGUUUGGGGUACAAACCACUGGAUCCAUGACGUCGAGGUCACGAACCGCGACGAGUGCGUCACUGUGAAGUCCCCGGCCAACAACAUUUUGGUCGAGCGCAUCUGGUGCAACCAGUCUGGAGGCAGUGCUAUCGGUAGUCUUUCCGACGGAACGGCCAUUGAGGACAUCGUCUACCGGAAUGUCUACACCAACGGUGGAAACCAGGCGUUCAUGAUCAAGAGCAAUUUGGGCUCCGGCUACGUGCGCAACGUGCUCUUCCAGAACUUCAUCUCUCGCGGAGUCGCAUACGGCCUCAACAUCAACCAGUUUUGGUCCUCGCAGACCCCUGGCACGGGGGCCGGCGUCCAGCUCUCGAACAUCACCUUCCAGAACUGGGACGGAAACGUUGUGGACGGCGUGGCGCGCCCCCCAAUCCAACUCAUCUGCGCGGACGGCGCACCGUGCUUCGACAUCACACUGGAUAACGUGAACAUGUGGUCGCAGACGAACAAGGCGGUCGUGAAGUGCGAGAGCGCGUUCGGCUCGGGCGUGUCGUGCAUCCGCAGCGGCUCGUCGCACACGAGCUACGCGAUCGUCACCCAGUCCGCAACGCAGCCCGCCGGGUACACCACCCCGACGACUAUGGCGGGCGAUCUCACCGCCGGCUUCGCGACGAACGCGGCGAUCCCGACGCCGACUAUCCCGACGUCGUUCUUCCCGGGGUUGGCCCAGAUCAGCCCGCUCGCGAAGAACAAGUAGGAUGUGUGUGGGGACUCGGGCACAGCAGGAUAUGGCUGAGAGUGCUGAUCGUAUUCGAUCAAUGGUUCAUGUUUCCACGUGUUCGUCGCGUCAAAACUAUCAGGAGUUUACUUCGCC